UGUCUCUCGUCCAACGACUUCGCUAUCGUUACUUUUUUUUUUUACCCCCUCGCGCUUUUACUACUGCAAAGAAGGGAAAAAAUUCUCAGCCUCCUACAUUCUUCUAGAAAGUUCAAUUCCAUGCCGGACAUGGACACCUCGCGAUAUUAUCGUCCCGUCUCACCCUCCCGCCGCUUGACCAAUCCCAUGCGUGCCUCGACGGGUACUGUGGGAGACUUGCACGGAUCCUACGACCCCUAUUAUCAUCAUUCGUCUCCUCGAACCAGUCGAGAUGCGUUUACGAACCCCAGGAGCAGCGCAGAACGGGUAGAUGACGCACACCAUGCGGUUCCUCGGAUCUACAAGGACCAAAGCCCUCCGUCAGCUCAACUCCGCGAAUAUCGCACCCGCCCUCGCCGGUCGACACUCGAGGUACCAAAUCCUCGACAUUCGUUGAAUUCUCUGCCUUCGCGGUCCCCCACACGUGCUCGACCUAUCGUCCAUGCUCCCACAACGGCACGCACGUCCAGUCCCCUGGCACGCACCUAUGACUCAGCCGACGACGAAGCAUAUUAUUUGACCCCGGCUUCGGCUGCCAGACGGCAGCACCGCCGUAUCUACAGCGUUGAUGGCCAUCACCAGGUCAAUCGCCUUGGGUCAGAUGAUGAAAGUCGAGAGCGGGUUCGUCGAGCCGCUGAAAGGGGCUAUCUACCGACAAAGCGUUAUCCGGGCGAGAGGCAACGAACGAGCCGGUACGAUGAAGGCGAUUAUUAUGGCUACUCCUAUACCGAUCCUAAGGAGCAAAUGUACCGAGAUACUGCUCCGCGGAGACGGUCCCGGCGAAGCAGCUACGAUGGUGCCGGCAGAAACGGUACCUGGAGCAUGUCUGCGCUCGAGGGGACCCUUCCGAGAACCUCGGUCACCCGUGAAGCAGGCCCUCCGCCUUCGACUCGAGGAUUUGAUAAGAUUGCUCGGUCCGAGAGUCUGAGAGGUCCUACGCGGCCAUACGCAUCAGAGCGAUCCUCUCGUGACUAUAUCGACGGCAAAGCAGCCGAGAUAUAUGACGCGCCGUCAAGCCGAACACACCGACCUGUAGCAGUGCACCAAGACCACGACCGAGCAUACCCAUACAGAGACGACGAGCCAGAUAUCCCGCGCCGAAGCCGCCCCGCCAUCGAUGACGAUGUGGAACGAAGAGGGUUCGGUAUUCGCACGGGCGGGCCUGAGCACACCUCGCCACGAAGCAGUAAUCGUGAGCUGUAUGCUCCUUAUCAUGCCGACGACGAAUACUACGGCAGAUAUGCCCGCGAUCCUCGCGACUAUGAAUAUGACCAGGAUUACGACUACGAUUACAGAGGGUACGACAGGGAUCGAGGAUCUCAUAGAUAUGAAAAGACAACUCACGGAAGCGACGAGGACUCCAAGGAUAACCAUGGCAGACACAGUCGCGAAUCAAGCGACGAAGAAGCUCGCGAGAGGCGUCGACGAAGGCGAGAACAGCAACACCGCGAGAGUGACGCCUUGGAAUAUGAAGACCGUCGCCGAGCAAGCGAGCGCGACAGCGACCGUGACCGAGAUAGGGACAGCGACCGAUCGUAUGAUUCUGGAGACCGCCAUCACCACCAUCAUCACCGCCGUCACAGAAAGCACCACGACCGGGACUCUGGCGACGACACCGAUGCCACGAGGGCCAGCAGAUCCGAGAAACCGCUUCAGAUUGUAUCUCCUCCUGAAAAGGAAAGAGAAAAAGGAAAACAGCUGGCGAUCAAAGAAGCCGCCGAGGCACCUAUCAAAGGUAUCCUCAAAGAGCCUACGCAAAAGUUUCCCGAAGAUCCAGCACCCAUUCGCGAAGGCGUCGCACCGCUCAAGGAAGCAGGCAAAAAGGGCAUACCGCCAACCGCACGAUGGACAAAAAUCGACCGUCGGCUGGUCAACCCGGAGGCACUCGAGGAAGCACAUGAACGGUUUGAAGAAAGACUCGACUAUGUCAUUGUCCUGCGCGUCUUGACCAAGGAAGAAAUUCAAGUCCUCGCAGCCAAGACGCAGCAACUCAGAGACGCCCGCUACGAGCGCGAACGCCACGACCGUCGCCGUCGUCACGACGAAGAAGACCGCACUCUGCGCGCCAUCGAAGCCGGGGAAGCUACCACUGCUCCUCCUUCUUCUCUUCCAGCCAUUGAGCCCGCUCCAAGAGACGCCCCAGGUACCGGCGCUACUGCUGCUUCUUCCGCCUCUGCAGCUCCCUCUUCAAAGCGCGUCAUUGUCGAGCAGCAGCACCCUUCUUCGUCGGCGGCUGCGACUGCCGGAUCUUCAUCAAAUGCUGCCUCUGCAAACUCAAGUCUCCCGCCGGCUUCGCUGCGCGAGAAUCCCUAUGUCCCGGGCACGUAUACGGGCUACAGACGCAACCCGCCACAGCCAACGACCAUGUCGUCCUCGUCUGGGUCACGGCAGAAUCAAUACUGACCGGUGAUACAAUUGAAUCAUAGUUAUGUCUCCGGCGCGCGCUGAUUAACUUGAUCGACUUGCUUGCAUUGAUUCAUUUCAUUGCAUUGAGUCUGACACUCUGUCCAGAUUACGUCCCCUAUUCUCGAUUAGUUUCAGUCUAAUCUUGUAUUUUUUUUUUCUCUUCUCUUUUUCCCUCCUUCUAUUCUCACUCCUCUUCGCUUUCUAUUUUCUC
Xylona heveae TC161 is the source of this 2656-nucleotide messenger RNA. RefSeq lists its product as hypothetical. Lineage: Eukaryota; Fungi; Ascomycota; Xylonomycetes; Xylonales; Xylonaceae. The transcript has 3 exons. Bases 121 to 2442 code for a protein of 773 amino acids. The record is from RefSeq and is a predicted model, not a curated record.